Messenger RNA from Knipowitschia caucasica, 621 nucleotides. The record is from the annotation of a GenBank genome assembly. NCBI's taxonomy places the organism in Eukaryota, Metazoa, Chordata, Actinopteri, Gobiiformes, Gobiidae.
AUGAGGCUUUUGAGAGGAGUCUGUGUUUUUCUGCUCUCUACUGUCUGUGCAGCUCAGUUACUGGAAAUCCAGCAGCAAGAAUAUGUAAAGUCCAGAGAAGAGGGGACCUACCUCUGUGUGGUGUCCACCUGUGGACACACUCUCACUGGGACAAGGAUCCAUGUGAACGUAGAAACCACAGUUCUCUCUGAGGCCGAGCCCUACACUCUGAUUGUGUCAGUCGUUGUGCUUGGACUGGUGGUGUGUGUCCUACUGUGGGGGAUUUGGAGAAGCAGCCAGAAAAGAGAAGUGAAGCGCUGUGACCAUCGGCCUCUCUCCACUCAGCCUGACGACGGCCUCACGUACACAGCUGGGGAGUUGCAGUCUUCCUCCGGGUCGACCACAGCGAGACUCAGGAGAGACCGAGACUCGUACACAAAGGUAGCGUCCACAGCGAGACUCAGGAUGAGACCGAGAAACCCCUUCGUACACAAAGGUCUGGUACUGAUCAGCCUGCGAAUGAGGGACCCAGCUCUGAACCGCCAUAACGCUUCCAUCAACGUCCCUCGCUCUGAAGAAAUGUUUGUGUUUUCGUCUGUAUGUUUGCUACGUGAAAAUAAAAUCCCAGCUCAUUUUGGAUAG